AUGACCCUUACCGUAGCUGCUCUCGAGGCCCAGUCCCGUAGUCGUGCCAUCGUCCAUGCAUACCGCCAUCUGUAUAGAACAGGCUUGCAGUCUAUACGAUACGCAAAGCCGGGCCGCUACGUCCUCCGCCUGAACCUCCGGAAGUCGUUUAGACGAGGCUCGCCUGAUGAAUUUGACCCGCAAAGGAUUGUGAACACUCUCAACUUUCUUCGACUUGCAUCCGAGUCUACCAGCACCGAACACAAAAUUGUUAAAAAUCUGCUGCAUGUCAGAUUCUGGCAGCAGCCUCAGUUUGUUGGUCAGAGAGAUACCAAGCUUUUUGAUGUUGCAACCGGAACCCGUUCCCAGAUGAUAUCUACGGCCUACAGACCAUUUGAGAUGACCUUGAAGAUGCUGAAUGAAAGCCUGGGUCUAUGUCUUAAAUGA
This is a messenger RNA of Paracoccidioides brasiliensis Pb18, 426 nucleotides long. RefSeq lists its product as uncharacterized. The record is from RefSeq and is a predicted model, not a curated record. The transcript is spliced from 2 exons. Bases 1 to 426 code for a protein of 141 amino acids.